AUGAUCGACUCAGCGCUCGUCCCCGACUUAUGGACAGGCGUCGCCAUCUUUGCCGUUCUAUACCUCGUGAAAUGGCGCCUUGACCCGUUGUAUCACAUCCCGACGGUGGGAGGCACCUCCCUCCCGCUCCUCUCCUACAUAGGGGCACGCAAGUUCGUGCACCGAGGCAAGGAUGUCAUUCAGGAAGGUUAUCGUAAGCAUCACGGCAGGGCCUUCAAGGUCCCUAUGAUGGAUAAGUGGAAGGUGUUUGUCUCGGGCCCAGAGUUGUUAGACGACAUCAGGCGCAGACCGGACGACGAGGUAUCGCUUACGGAGAGCGUCGAGGCUGAUUUACAGAUCAGGAACAUCGUUGAUCGUGAAGUGGUCGAUAAUCCGUACCAUAUCGACAUAAUCAAGGAGAAGCUCACGCGAAGCCUCCCCGCGGUCUUGCCACACGUCGUCGACGAACUGCGACUGGCAGUGCCAGAGCAUGUCCCGGCCGUCUCGGGAGAGUGGACAGAGGUCAACGUACUAGGCGCUUUCCGACAGAUCGUAGCCCGUGCAAGCAAUCGCGUCUUCGUCGGUGAACCACUUUGUCGUAAUGAAGAAUUUUUGGCUCUUAUGAUUAGAUUCGCUGUCGACCUCUGGAAAGACCGAGCCAGGCUCGGCUGGUUCCCGCAAUUCCUGAAACCAUACCUUAGCAUGAGCUACAGCUUGGCGAGGCGUUCGUUGCGUAGGAAUAAGGAGAUUCUGCAGCCGGUGAUCGAUGAGCGCAAAGUGAUGAUGGAGAAAUGGGGGGACGACUGGACUGACAAACCUAACGACAUGUUGCAAUGGUUCAUAGAAGCCCAGGAGACGGAAGACCAGUACCAGAAGGUCGCUGACAAGAUCGUGCUCACGAACUUCGCUGCGAUUCACACUUCUUCAAUAACCGGCAGUGUCUCCUUUUUGUGGCUCGCGGACCACCCCCAGUACAUUGAGCCGAUCCGUGACGAGAUCGAAGAGGUUGUUUCUCGGAACGGCUGGACGAAGGCGGCCUUAGGCAAAAUGUGGAAGCUUGACAGCCUUCUCAAGGAGUCUCAGCGCCGUCAGGGAUUCAAUCUGGCUUCCUUGAGACGGAAGGUGAUGAAGGAUAUCACGCUGUGCGACGGCACCGUCCUCCCGCGCGGCACGGAUGUCGUUGCGGCGGCUUACGACAUCCACCACAACGCCGCCAAGUACGAGGACCCGUACGUCUUCGACCCAUUCCGCUUCUCGCGCAUGCGCGCGGAGUCAGAGGAGGAGCGCGUCAAGAACCAGUUCGUUAACACAUCUGUCGACUACAUCCCAUUCGGUCAUGGUAAGCACGCGUGCCCGGGACGCUUCUUCGCGGCGAACGAACUGAAGGCACUGCUCGCAUACCUUAUCCUCAACUACGACUUCAAAAUGGGUGGCGAUGGCCAUGCUGGGCCUCUGACGUACCAAGGCUUGCUAGUCAUUCCUCCUGCGAAUCCAAUGGUGAAGUUCAGGAAGCGCGAGCCGACCCAUCACGGUCCCACAGCUCAGCUUGUAAUACCUCGCGACUAG
Trametes versicolor FP-101664 SS1 is the source of this 1545-nucleotide messenger RNA. Its product is annotated as cytochrome P450. Bases 1 to 1545 code for a protein of 514 amino acids. The transcript has 11 exons. The record is from RefSeq and is a predicted model, not a curated record. NCBI's taxonomy places the organism in Eukaryota, Fungi, Basidiomycota, Agaricomycetes, Polyporales, Polyporaceae. Gene Ontology annotation, molecular function: heme binding; oxidoreductase activity, acting on paired donors, with incorporation or reduction of molecular oxygen; iron ion binding.